This is a messenger RNA of Effrenium voratum, 2892 nucleotides long. The record is from the annotation of a GenBank genome assembly. Lineage: Eukaryota; Dinophyceae; Suessiales; Symbiodiniaceae.
AUGAGGUACCUCACCCCCGACUCCAAGUGCAACUACGAGUGCCCGGCCGGAUACUGGGAGCGUGGCACUGAAGAGGUGGGCGGCACCUGCGAGCUGUGCUCGGAGAACUGCAUGGAGUGCAGCAGCGAGAAGGUGUGCGAGGUCUGCAAGAACGACUACUUCCUGGAUCCCACGAGCGGCACCUGCAAGACGGAGUGCCCGGACGGGUUUUGGGAGCAGGUGCCGGAUGAGAAGGUGGACACCGGCCGCACCUGUGAGAUGUGCUCAUCUCCCUGCAACAAGUGCAGCUCAGGGAGCGUUUGCACCGAGUGCAAGGACUCGGCCUCUUUGACGCCCUUCCACACCUGCGAGUACACCUGCCCCCCCGGGUACUUCCCCGACGGCGUGGGAGAGAUCAACAUCACCUGCCAGCCCUGCUCCAAGAACUGCGCCGCCUGCGACACCUUCGAAGUCUGCACCACCUGCAAGAACGACCAUUUCCUGCAGCCAGAUGGCAGUUGCCUGGAGCGUUGCCCGGAUGGCUACUGGCACCUCCCAGCCCCGGGGGGCGUGGGCAACGCCUGCCCCCUUUGCGCGGAGAACUGCAGUCUCUGCACCAGCCCGACGGUGUGCCAGGAGUGCCGCAACUCCACAUAUCUCUCCCACUACAACUGGUGCGAGGAUGAAUGCCAAGACGGCUACUUCGAGGAUGGCACCGGGGACCUGGGCCGGACCUGCAAGGUGUGCCCUUCCACGUGCAACAAGUGCGAGGCGGAGGACCACUGCACUGAGUGCAAGGCCUCCAACUACCUCACCCACUACUUGGGCUGUGAGCUGACUUGCCCGGCUGGGUACUACCCCAACCGCACCCGGGAAGUAGGCGGGGAAUGCGAGACCUGCCCGGAGCAAUGCACGCAGUGCACCACCGCGACGACCUGCUCAGAGUGCAAGAACGGCCUCUACCUCAAUCCCAGCGGCUGGUGCGAGGACAGCUGCCCCUUGGGCCACUAUGCCCAGGAGGGCACCAGUGGAGUUGGGGGGACCUGCCCCAUGUGCCCGGAGAACUGCCACAGUUGCAACAGCGCAGAGGAGUGUACGGUGUGCAGGGACUUCACCCAUCUCACCGAGUACAACCAGUGCAGAUCAGAGUGCCCUUCUGGAUACUUCGAGAACGGCACCAACAGCCUGGGCGGGAACUGCAACAGGUGCCCGUCCCCCUGCAACCUCUGCGAGACCGGGAACGUGUGCACCGAGUGCGCGCAAGCGGCCUACUUGACACCCACAGGAGGCUGCGAGUACGAGUGCCCAGACCGGUACCACUUCGAGGGCAGCGAGGACGUGGGGCGCUUCUGCAAGGUCUGCCCGCGGACCUGCUUCAACUGUCACAGCCAGGAGCAGUGCACGAGCUGUCAGAACUUCACGUACCUCACGCCGGCCGAGACGUGCGAGUACACCUGUCCGGACGGCUACUACCGCCAGGGCAUCGACGAGUUCGGCAACACCUGUCCGCCCUGCCCAGGCGACGUGCAGAGAUGCAUCAGCGCCACCUAUGCCACAGAGUGCAAGAACAAGCGGUACCUGACGCCAUCUGCUACCUGCGAUGAAGGCUGCCCAGACGGCUUCUACAAGCAGGGCCUGGGCGAGGUGGGCCGAACCUGCCCUCGCUGCGCGCAGAACUGCACGCUCUGCACGGACGCGACCACGUGCCAGCAGUGCAAAAACGGGCAGUACCUCACCCACACGAACUGGUGUGACCACGAAUGCCCGGAUGGCUACUACAAGAGCGGGGACGGCGACGUCGGGCGGUUCUGCAAGAUUUGCCACGCCUCCUGCAAUACCUGCCUGGGUCCAGACGUGUGCACCGAGUGCAAGCAGGGCACCUACCUGACCCCCGCCGGGACCUGCGAGCUGGACUGCCCGGAGGGCCACUACGCCCUCCCCGGCGCCAACGCCAUCGGCGGCACCUGUCCGGUGUGUCCUGAGAACUGCGCGGAGUGUGCGGCCGAGACGAAGUGCACGCUGUGUGCCAACAGCACCUACCUGCACGACCAGCAGUGCAAACCCCGAUGCCCAGACGGCUGGUACCACACGGGGGAGGAUGCCUGGAACCGGGAGUGCGCUUCCUGCAAGCCGGGAUGCAGCCAAUGCACGGACCACGAUUUCUGCACGGAGUGCAAGGAUGGCUUGUUCCUCACGCCCGAGGGCAAGUGCGAAGGGACCUGCCCGGAUGGCUUCUUCCCGCUGCCGGGCUCGGAGGGCCUCGGGGGAGCGUGUCAGCUCUGUGCGGAGAACUGCACCAAGUGCAAUUGGUGGGACCAGUGCCUGGAGUGCAGGGCCUCGAAGUACCUCACGCACUACAAGUGGUGCGCCGAGGGCUGUCCCGCUGGCUACUACAAGGAAGGCUCCGGCGACGUGGGACGAAUGUGCAUGGAGUGCCAAGAGAAUUGCAACCUCUGCGAUGGCGCUGGGGUCUGCACCGAGUGCAAGAAUUCCACCUACCUCACGGCCGCCCAUCAGUGCGAGAGCGAAUGCCCCUUCGGCUUCUUCCACGAGGGCUUCCGAGACGUGGGCCGCACCUGCCCCCCCUGCGGCCGAAACUGCCAUCAAUGCCUCUCCGCGACGGAGUGCCUGCAGUGCAAGAACAGCACCUACCUGACGCCGAAGCAGGACUGCGCCGAGACCUGCCCUGGGGGCUACUACGGCCAGGGCGAGCAGCUCAUGGGCAACACCUGUGAGAAGUGCUCCAAAGACUGCGCCCACUGCGAGGGCAUCGAGACCUGCACCGAGUGCACGAAUUCCACGUACCUGACGGGCAACAAGUACUGCGCCGGCGAGUGCAACACAGGCGCCAUUGAGACCGGGGAUACGGUGAGCGGCCGCGUCUGCGAGCAGCUCUGCUUCUGGUGCGACUAG